CUGAGGGACUAGAGGCUAGGGGAACACAUUCAGGAAGCUGUGUCCACUGAUAAGACUAGGGAGAAAACAUACGUUAACUAGAAUAGACACAUUUCUACUUAUUUUUAUUAUUUAUUUAACCUUAAGACUGAUUAAUUGUUCAGGUUUGCGUUUCCUUUAGGACGUAUGGUGUCUGGGUAGAUUGGUCACCUCUCCUGGAUAUGGCAGGUCUCUAUGGAUUGAAGAUCCUGCUGCUGUGGGCUGGGCUCAUUGAAUUGGCCAUAUAUACCACGCCAGCAACAUCAGUAUCUCUCACCCCCAAACCUACAAGCACUGCCCCCACACCCUCGGACGGAGGCAACUUCAACACAACAACACCAAAGUGUUCCUACAAGGUUAUUGCAACUAAAUUCGGCCUUCGUAUCAGUAUCAGCAACUUACCCCCAACCAACGUCACUAUAUCCUACAAGGAUUCAGACAACGAUAAUGCUUUGAUUGGGUUCCUCGUCUUCCUCAUCAUCUUGACAUCUCUGGCUCUCCUUUUCGUUCUCUAUAAGAUCUACAUUCUGCGCAGGAAGUCCACAAACAAUGGUGGGCCGAUGCCGAUGGAUCAGCUAAAUGAUGAGAAUAGCCUGCUGAAUGUGGAGCCAAUUGGAUCUGAGGUGCUCUUGGAUGCCUACAAGAGAAAGAUUGCUGAUGAGGGACGCCUUUUUCUUCAGGAGUUCCAGAGCAUCCCUAGGAUCUUUAGUCGCAACCCUAUCAGAGAGGCCAAGAAGUCCUGCAACCAGCCCAAGAACCGCUAUGUGGACAUCCUCCCAUAUGAUUACAACCGUGUCCAACUGACCACUGGAAAUGGAGAGGCUGGCUGUGACUACAUCAAUGCCAGCUUCAUUGAUGGUUUUAAGGAGUCCAAGAAGUACAUUGCUGCUCAAGGUCCCAAGGAUGAGACUGUGGCUGAUUUCUGGAGGAUGGUCUGGGAACAACAGUCCUCCAUCAUUGUCAUGGUGACACGUUGUGAGGAGGGAAACCGAGUCAAGUGUGCCCAGUAUUGGCCAUCCCCAGAAAGAGAGGCAGAGAUCUUUGAGGAGUUUAUUGUGAAGCUGAAUGGAGAAAAUCACUGCCCGGAUUACACCAUCCGCCACCUCAGCUUGGCAAACAAGAGGGAAAGGUGCGCAGAGAGGGAGGUGACCCAUAUCCAGUUCACCAGCUGGCCAGACCAUGGUGUGCCAGGAGAACCACACCUCCUCCUGAAGCUGAGGCGACGUGUCAACUCCUUCAAGAACUUCUUCAGUGGACCCAUAGUCAUCCAUUGCAGUGCUGGUGUUGGCAGAACAGGCACUUAUAUGGGCAUUGAUGCCAUGAUGGAAGGUCUGGAGGCUGAGGGCAGAGUGGACAUCUAUGGAUAUGUGGUCAGGCUCCGGCGCCAGAGAUGUCUCAUGGUUCAAGUGGAGGCCCAGUACAUCCUGAUCCACCAGGCCCUGAUAGAACAUAACCAGUUUGGAGAGACUGAGAUUCCCCUGGCUGAGUUCCAUUCCACACUGAGCACGCUCAAACAGAAAGAACAGGCCAGCGAACCCACUCUACUGGAGGUGGAGUUCCAGAGACUUCCAUGGUACAAGAACUGGCGGACAUUUAACACUGGGGUCAAUGAGGACAACAAGAAGAAGAAUCGUUAUUCUUCUGUUAUUCCAUAUGACUACAACAGAGUUCUGGUGAAGCUAGAGGAUGAGUGCAGCCGUGACCAGGAUGAUGAUAACGACUAUGAUAACGACUAUGACAACGAUGAGUCUUCGGAUGAAGAGGAAGAGUCCACCAAAUACAUCAACGCCACCCACAUAGACGGUUACUGGUGUCAGAAGAGUCUGAUAGCAACCCAGGGUCCUCUACCCGACACCAUUGGGGACUUCUGGCAGAUGGUCUUCCAGAAAAAGAUCAAGACCAUAGUGAUGCUCACAGAGUGCCAAGAAGGAGAACAGGAGUUCUGUUCAGCCUACUGGGGUGACGAGAAGAGAACCUUUGGGGACAUCGAGGUGGAAGUGACAGCCACAGAAACUCUCCCAGCUUACACCACUCGCAGUAUUCAAAUCCGUCACGCCAAGAGGAAAGAGUCACGUCAGAUGAAACAGUACCAUUUCCUGAAGUGGGCGGGACGGGAACUUCCAGAGAAGCCCCAGGAUUUCAUGGAUAUGAUCAAAAACAUCAAGCAGACCUGUGGCUAUGGCAACGGCAGGCCAGAGAAGAUCCUGCCUGCAGUGGUCCACUGCAAUGACGGCUCGUCUCGCUCGGGCAUCUUCUGUGCCUUGUGGAACCUCAUGGACAGUGCUGAGACGGAGAAACUGGUGGACGUGUUUCAAGUGGCAAAAGCCCUGCGCAAGGAGAGGCAGGGCAUGAUCAAUAGUCUGGAGCAGUACCAGUUCCUGUACGACGCAGUGGAGGGGGCGUUUCCUGUUCAGAACGGGGAAGUGAAGCAUGCAGCCACCACACCUUCUGGAGCUGACUCUGUCCAGGUCAUCAACGAGAACAAGCCAGAGCAGCCUGCCAGCGCUACCAUAGGCACCGAGCAACAGGCACUGGUGGUAGAGGAGGCAGAAGAGAGCACACCACUAGUGGCUGAGGCAGGGAAAGACACUGGUGCUGUUGCUGAGGGAAAGGAGGAUGAUCUUAAAGAUCCAGGAAGUCCCACAGAGAAGACCCCUCUGGGGGAAGGUAGUAACGGCCCUGUCAUCACUGUGGACGUGUGACAGAAUACUUUCUAAAGACAAUCAAAUGAUAUAUAGGUAGCUCGGUGCCUUUUACAGUGCCUGUGAUCAAUAGACCAUUCCCACCGAGCAAAGGAUGCUGAAAAUACAUUAAAAAGACAACUUUCAAAUUAUUUUGCUCAGGAGUUUGGAACAUGCUAAUAUAGAAUAAAAAUAGAGAAUCUCAAAAACAUUUAAUAUUGUUUUAUUUACAUAUUGAAUGUAUUAUACAUGUAAAGCUUUAAGUCAACAUGCUUUUUUAAAUGGAUUUUUAAACAUUUCCUAAAAGUUUUUGUAGCCUUAUUUCUGUAAAAUUAUGAAGUUAUAUUGUUUUUCUUACAAACUACAUAAGGUUGGAAAUUGCAAAUGUUAUUUUGGCAAGCAAAGUACGUGGUUAACUUUGCACUACACUGCUGUUUUCAAACUACAAUACAGAUUCAUAAUUUAAAAUCUUUUAUGAUGUAUGAAAAAUGGUUAUUAGUGCUGCAAAUGUAUUACGUCAUUGUAUGUAACAUCAUAAGCGCAACUCAAGCCUGUAUAUUAAUUUAGAUUAAGCAACACUUGUGUUUUUAAAUAAAGGAGUGCAAAACAUUUU
Esox lucius (northern pike) is the source of this 3312-nucleotide messenger RNA. It is a transcript of the gene ptprc, whose product is annotated as protein tyrosine phosphatase receptor type C. The coding region runs from base 201 to 2720 and encodes 839 amino acids. Gene Ontology annotation, molecular function: protein tyrosine phosphatase activity. The record is from RefSeq and is a predicted model, not a curated record. Lineage: Eukaryota; Metazoa; Chordata; Actinopteri; Esociformes; Esocidae. The transcript is spliced from 22 exons. Gene Ontology annotation, biological process: positive regulation of peptidyl-tyrosine phosphorylation; protein dephosphorylation; negative regulation of protein kinase activity.